Amphimedon queenslandica is the source of this 1133-nucleotide messenger RNA. RefSeq lists its product as uncharacterized. Bases 174 to 1133 code for a protein of 319 amino acids. NCBI's taxonomy places the organism in Eukaryota, Metazoa, Porifera, Demospongiae, Haplosclerida, Niphatidae. The record is from RefSeq and is a predicted model, not a curated record. The transcript is spliced from 3 exons.
ACGGUACUUUUGUUGUUGCCAUAGCUACGGCCGUUGUCAUGGAGAGUUCAUUUCGGGUCAAACCGCAUGAUCAAAUGGAAUAAUUUGCAUUCGCUUUCAGAACUACCAUUUCGCUUUCAGAACUUGAUCAUUUGAGGUAAACAUUCAUAAUAAUUACAAUAAUUAUAAUAAUAAUGCAAUAUAGGAUGCCAAGAAAGUUUUCUUUGUGUUCUAAGAAACACUUCAAGCAAAGCCAAAAAGAAGUCAGCUUGAGGCUUUCAAUUAAAAAAAUCCACUACUUGAAGAUAAAAAUCCAACAGCAGCAAUUACCUCAGCAAUGGGUUUCUCUCUUUACUGCAAAAAAUAUUUUGAAAUUUUGCAAAAUUACUGAAGAUGAUAAAGUUUCCUAUUGUUUCACUGUACAUGAAGACUUGAGCUUUUACGUGACAUACUGCAGCAAUCGGAUUGAAGUAAACGGCAUAGAAGAUGAGAAAAUAGCUAAUAUUGAAACAAUAUUUGAUGUCAUCAAUGAAGUAGACAAAAUUCAUAUCUGUCCAGGCAAUAACGAUGAUAAAUUCAUAUACCUAGCAGAAAAUAGGAAAUUUUUAAACAUUGAAGGAGUACCAAUUGCGUCAUUACAAACCAUUCCUACAAAAACUAUACGCCAUCACAACUGCACAAUUGUCACUAGCUCACCUGAUAAGAGAUGCAUCACCUGUAAUAACUUCCGAAAAACUCUAUUUGCUCUUCAUCAUAAGGUUAAAUAUCCUAAAAGCACAAACAAGACCUUCACCAGCCACAGGUUUCUAAUUGAUACUAAAAAGAAUCAAUUUUUAAGAGCUUUUUUUAGAAAAGAAAACAGAUUUGUAAAGAAAGGAAUUGCUGACAUGAAGCUGGAAAAGUUUGAUUCGUAUGCCGAGACCAAUAGCAUUGCUGUAGAUGAAAGCACAGCUAGUGACAUGAUAAAAAUCAUGAAUGAGCACAAUGCACAAAUAUCAGCCACUUACUCAGAGAAUAGCUUUCAGAAAUUAUUCUGGGACAGCCAAUUAAAAGCUGUUACAACACCCAAAAAAUCAAUUCGCUGGCAUCCAUCUAUCAUCAAGUGGUGUAUCUACCUAAGAAAUAAAUCAUCCAGUGCAUAUGAGUCAUUAUGA